GCACUGGAAGGAUUUGUCAGUGUACUGAAACGAUGUAGGACCGAGAAGAUCAUUUGUUGCUAUGAAGUACGCGAUAUCGGAGAACCGGCGAUCGCCCAGCAGCGAUUUCUGGAAUUGAUCACUGGCCAUUUCGAUGUUAGUGUUGUGCCAGAUUCGGAGCUCGAUGAGCAGUACAGUUCCCCCGAUAUCAAAGUUUUGAAUUUAAUUCCAAAUGGAAUUGUUUUUGUAUAUUUUCGCGCAUGCUUGAAAGGAUGGAGCAAGUUACUUGUACGAAAUCUUCGGAUUCGGCUCAAACAGAGCCUGGAUGAUCCGACAUUGGACCCGCUGUAUCGUGAUCUUCAACCUCACAUUCAACUGCAGAAUAAGUUGUGUUUGGAGGGUGGUGUUGAUCAUCAAUUGGAAAUUUUGGUACUUUUCGUGCAGUAA
This is a messenger RNA of Gongylonema pulchrum, 426 nucleotides long. The record is from the annotation of a GenBank genome assembly. NCBI's taxonomy places the organism in Eukaryota, Metazoa, Nematoda, Chromadorea, Rhabditida, Gongylonematidae.